AUGGGCCUGCGGCAGAGGGCGGCGGCCCUGCUGCCGCGGCCGCAAGUCUUUUUCCCGAAGUCCGUGAUCAUCUCCAACACUGGCUUGGCUAUAUUGUACUGGUCGCUGCUGGCAGCCUGCGGUACAUUGUAUGGCCUCAUGUUCUUCAGCAUGAAGAGGUACAACGUCUCGCAGUCCACCAACGGAGAGGUCACCGUGCUGCCGUGGAGGCUGCAAAGGAGUCUGGCGGGCAUUGAGGCAUCAGUGGCUGAAGACCAGAGCGCGAAGUUUUGCACCGAUCCUGGCCAUUACAUGUACGAGAGCUCCAGUAUCCUGUACAAUCAAAUCACGUGCGCCACAUUGUGCAAGAGGGCCAGCCGGGACACCGCAUGUAUGCACCCCAGCGAGGCCAGUAUUCUCGAGGGGCCGGCAGCGGUCUUUGUCCCGACGUUCUACACAAAUGAGAUUUUUGGUCCUACGGAUGGCUCCACGGGGAUGGGCCACUACUUCGUGCCCGGCGUGGAGGACUCAGAGAUUUCUUUUCGCCAUCGACUGACUGUGCCGGAAAAGACAGUGAACGUCGUCAGUCUCAUAAAAUGGAUCAUGACCCCUUUCAUUUCACCAGAGCAUUCGUCAGUAUCAACAGAGGUCACAGAUGAUCCCGUGAGGAGAAUACGGACCGUUUUCCUCGACAAGGAUGGAUCUGUCGUUCGGAUCUUCGAGCCAGGCGAGGUGGUGUCGAUGACAGUCGGCGAGAUUAUGCAGUCUGCCAUCGUAGAUGAGUUUGUGGACACUGUGUCGAAGUUGUCUCUUGACGACCACUACGUGCGUGUCGAGGAGGACAUCAUCGCGGACCGCGAGCACGGGCGUGACAACGGACCCACGGCGCGCCUCACGGGCACGAAGUUCUUCGUGGAUCUGGAGUACAAGAACGACGGCAGGUGCGCGUUGGAUCCUACGCUGCCGCCCGUGCACGAGUUUCCAGAGUUCGAGGGAUACCUCGCCUGCAUGUCUAUCAAGGCCGACCGAUCGUGGACCACGCUGGAUCGCACCAGCCUGGUGAGCGAUGAUGGCACUCAGGUCAACCGCCGCUACCACGGGUUGCGGGUAACAUUCCAACAGCGCGGGAAUUUCGCCUUCACAGACCUCGUCAGCAUUUGGGAGUGGAUCUCGAUAUUUCUGAUCCAGCUAUCCCAACAGCGAUCGUCUACUUCGUUGUGA
Molecule: messenger RNA, 1200 nt
Organism: Prorocentrum cordatum
Lineage: Eukaryota; Dinophyceae; Prorocentrales; Prorocentraceae
Source: the annotation of a GenBank genome assembly